AUGCGCUCCUCUAUCUUUGUAUCGAUCGCUCUCGUAUUUUCAACAUCUGUUGCGACUCUGACUGAGCGGUCUCGAAAUGCUGCGCUGUCAGUAUUCGCAACUAUCCCCGAUACCCUGAAUCUUGAGAACCUCGCAUUACGCCGCAACGGCGAUAUAGUUGUGUACUCUGCAUCUGGCCUGCUCGGCAUUGCAAAGCUCGAAAAAGAUGUAUUCUACGUCGCUGGCGCAAACGUCACGGGAUCAACUCCUAUUGCCAUAGGCGCCAACGCAGUAUGGAAGGUUGACUUGCGAGCACUCAAGAUCAAAAAGGACAACACCCUCUCGAAGCCUGCCAAGGUAUCUCUUGUGACCGAAAUUCCGUCGGCUGGCCUUUUGAAUGAUAUGACCGAAGACAAUUGUCGUCUACUGAUAUCCUACUCAGCCUUGGGUCAGAUACUUUUGUUAAACGUCAAUACCAAGGAAUACAAAACAAUCAUCAACGACGAAACAACAGCAGGUCGCCCAGAGAGGCUCGUGGCGGCCAAUGGCCUAUGCACUUAUGGUUUUUAA
This is a messenger RNA of Fusarium oxysporum Fo47, 549 nucleotides long. RefSeq lists its product as uncharacterized. The coding region runs from base 1 to 549 and encodes 182 amino acids. The transcript has 2 exons. NCBI's taxonomy places the organism in Eukaryota, Fungi, Ascomycota, Sordariomycetes, Hypocreales, Nectriaceae. The record is from RefSeq and is a predicted model, not a curated record.